Messenger RNA from Ustilaginoidea virens, 1266 nucleotides. RefSeq lists its product as uncharacterized. NCBI's taxonomy places the organism in Eukaryota, Fungi, Ascomycota, Sordariomycetes, Hypocreales, Clavicipitaceae. The record is from RefSeq and is a predicted model, not a curated record. The transcript has 3 exons. Gene Ontology annotation, cellular component: cytoplasm; late endosome. Gene Ontology annotation, biological process: retrograde transport, endosome to Golgi. Gene Ontology annotation, molecular function: oxidoreductase activity. Bases 1 to 1266 code for a protein of 421 amino acids.
AUGGAAGAGAAGCGCAACAUUGUGAUAAUUGGUGGCGGCGUUGUUGGCUGCACCACUGCUUACUAUCUCACUCGCCAUCCGAGGUUCAAUCCAGCUUGCCACAGCAUCACUCUUUUAGAAGCCGGCCCUACCGUUGCGGGCGGAGCUUCCGGUAAAGCUGGAGGCUUGCUGGCGCUGUGGGCGUAUCCCGCCAGCCUUGUCCCCUUGUCGUACAGGCUGCACGCAGAAUUAGCCGCCAAACACAACGGUGCUCAAAGAUGGGGCUACAGGAAUCUUCAGUGCGGCAGUCUCGAGGCCGUCGUUUCUUCCCAAAAGCUCGGCCGGCUGCAGCAAGCCCAGGAUCAAGGCAAAGCCUGGGAAACGCUGCCCAAGCAGGACGGAGCAGCCAAGGAACUGCUGGCGGAAGCCAUCUUGCCGCGAGAACUAGACUGGGUGGAUCGGGAUAUCAUAACCAGCUGGGCGGAAAUGGGCGACCCCGGAACGACGGAGACGUCGCAGGUCCACCCGUUCCAGUUCACAACGUCGAUUGGCGAGCUGGCGCAAGAGGCUGGCGUGCGGAUCAAGACCAACGCCAAAGUCACCAAGAUCGCCACGUCCAAGACCCGGCUGGAAAAGGUGGAAUACCUCGACAGAAACACCGGCGAGACGGUUGAGCUUACCGACAUGACCGACGUCGUGGUUACGGCCGGCCCGUGGACCGGGAGACUCCUUCCUCGGGCAAAAGUCGAAGGGCUGCGGGCACACAGCGUCGUCUUCGAGGCAGACGUGUCUCCGUUUGCCGUCUUUACCAACGUACAGCUUCCCCAUGACUUUGUGCCGGAGCACCGGGCAAAGCUGGGCCAGAAACGGCUGCACAGGAGCCGCGUAGACCCAGAGAUAUACGCAAGACCGUUUGGCGAAGCGUACGCGUGCGGCGAACCAGAUAGCAGCGUUCCGCUCCCAGACACGGUCGACCAAGUCCAAUGCGACGAAGCGCAGUGCGACGACAUUAUUUCAUACAUCAAGACCUUCAGCCCGGUUCUCGGAUCGGCCCCGAUCAAAGCCAAGCAAUCGUGCUAUCUUCCUCGCCAUAUGCGGUUCGGCCAGGAGAGCGGGCCCUUGAUUGGACCUACAACCGUGCCAGGCGUUUGGGUUGCAGCCGGCCACACCUGCUGGGGUAUCCAGAACGGGCCUGCAACGGGGAAACUCAUGUCCGAGUACAUAUUUGACGGGGCGCCUCUGAGCGCGAAUGUUGAUAAGUUCGAUCCGCGAAAGUUCAAGGUGUGA